Condylura cristata (star-nosed mole) is the source of this 1020-nucleotide messenger RNA. It is a transcript of the gene AURKC, whose product is annotated as aurora kinase C. The coding region runs from base 41 to 931 and encodes 296 amino acids. Gene Ontology annotation, cellular component: spindle microtubule; chromosome passenger complex; spindle pole centrosome. Gene Ontology annotation, molecular function: protein kinase activity; ATP binding. Gene Ontology annotation, biological process: regulation of cytokinesis; mitotic spindle organization; protein phosphorylation. The transcript is spliced from 7 exons. The record is from RefSeq and is a predicted model, not a curated record. Lineage: Eukaryota; Metazoa; Chordata; Mammalia; Eulipotyphla; Talpidae.
GUGUGGACCCGGUCUCCACGCCGUGGGCGCCGGAACCGCGAUGAAGUCGGGCGACGCCCAGGCCGCAGGGGCUGCAGGAGGACCCGCGCUGCCCGUCGCGACCGUGCGGCGCCUCACCAUCGACGACUUUGAGAUCGGGCGGCCCCUGGGCAAGGGCAAGUUUGGGAAUGUGUACCUGGCUCGGCUCAGGGAGAGCCGGUUCCUCGUGGCCCUCAAGGUCCUCUUCAAGUCCCAGAUCGAGAAGGAGGGGCUGGAGCACCAGCUGCGCAGGGAGGUGGAAAUUCAGGCGCAUCUGCGACACCCCAAUAUCCUACGCCUGUACAACUACUUCCAUGACGCCCGCCGGGUGUACCUGAUUCUCGAAUAUGCCCCACGGGGUGAGCUUUACAAGGAGCUGCAGAACUGCCACACGUUAGAUGAACAGCGAACAGCUACCAUAAUAGAGGAGCUGGCAGAUGCGCUUACCUACUGCCACGAGAAGAAGGUCAUCCACAGGGAUAUUAAGCCCGAGAACCUGCUGCUGGGAUACAGGGGGGAGGUGAAAAUUGCAGACUUUGGCUGGUCUGUGCACACUCCCUCUCUGAGGAGGAAGACCAUGUGUGGGACUCUGGACUAUCUUCCCCCCGAAAUGAUUGAGGGGAGAACAUACAAUGAGAAGGUGGACCUGUGGUGCAUCGGGGUACUCUGCUACGAGCUGCUGGUGGGAAAACCCCCCUUUGAGAGCUCCACGCACAAUGAGACCUACAGACGAAUUCUCAAGGUUGAUGUAAGAUUCCCCCCAUCAGUGCCUCUGGGAGCCCAGGACUUGAUCUCCAGCCUUCUGCGAUACCAGCCCUCAGAGCGACUGCCCUUGGCCCAGAUCCUGCAGCACCCGUGGGUCAGGAUGCACUCUCGGAGGGUGCUGCCUCCCUCUGCUCAGGUGGCUUCCUGAGCCCUCUUUGCUUCCCAUCCUUUGUACUUGUUCAGGGCAGUAACUCUUAACUCCUGUUUGCUGUGUUUUAAGAUUCAAGAUGUUAAUAA